Molecule: messenger RNA, 1446 nt
Organism: Trametes versicolor FP-101664 SS1
Lineage: Eukaryota; Fungi; Basidiomycota; Agaricomycetes; Polyporales; Polyporaceae
Exons: 3
Coding region: 1-1446 (481 amino acids)
Molecular function (GO): protein binding
Source: RefSeq, a predicted model, not a curated record
AUGCUUGCCGACACGCUUCCUAGCGACAUCUGGAUCGUUGUCCUGUACCAUCUGUCCGUGGAGGACCUCGCCCAUCUUGCCCAGACCUCGCGAUAUUUUCAUGCAUUGGUUGGCGAAUAUGGCUGGACAGCGUACAGUAAGGCGAAUCCCCGCCAUACUUGGAGCCUAUCCAAGUCAUUGCCCCAUUGGAGUGCCUACGACCAAGUUCGCUUUAACACGAUAACGGACCACAACUGGUCGCUUCCCGGCUUCGUAGCCCGCCCCCUGGCGUCCAAGUGGUCCGGGAAGCUCCAACCCAUACUAUCGGUCAACAGCUCCCGCCUCUUCGUGGCCGCCGCCAACCACAUCUACUCCUACACCUUCGGGCGCUCAGCAGCCCCAGGCACGAACCCGAGCAUCCAGUUCGAGUGCGCGUACACGAGUAACAAGGUCCUGCAAGCCUCCCGCGACAUCACGAGUAUACGGUGCGUUCCCGACGGGGGGUACGACCGCACUGUAUACGUCGGAUACGCGGAUGGCUCGCUCGAGCGUGUUGUUCUGCCCGCGUGCAAGCCUGGACACGAAGGCCCGAUCCACCUAGAGCCGAGCUUCCGGGAGAAGAGGCCGUACCACGGAAACGACUCCAUCGAGAGCAUCUCGGCGUGCGGCGACCAGCUGCUGUCCUUGUCGGCGAACGGAGGCGCCGUCUUCUUCACCAACUCUGCCAACCCGUCGCCUCAGUUCCUAGAUUUGAGAGUCCGUAGCUGGGCCACGCACCUCUCGCAUCGACAUGCCGUCCUCGGCGCGUCCUCUCUUACACCGCUCCUGGUCCACACCAUCCACGAGUCACAUAUAUCCGACACCCCGUCGCAUAUCCUCACCAACUCCACGCACGACGACCACCCGCGCGCAUCUGCCGUUUACGGCAUCUGCGGGACGCCUCCGGACGCGCCCUGGGGCGGCUCCGAGCAGGUGAUCAUCUCCGGCUGGUACGACGGCGUCGUGAACGUGCACGACCUGCGCUCUUCACGACGCGCCCAUCGCAUCCCGGGGGUGAGCUCAUACCCCGCGGGCGGCGCGCUCUACCCGGUGAUGAGCAUGUGCGACCCGUGGCUGUUCGAGCCGGUGUACGACGUGUCCUCCGGCGGGGGCGGGGGCUGUCAUAUCGCCGCGGGUACCGCGCGGCAUAGCGUGGUGGCCUUUUGGGACGUGCGCGCGGCGAACAAGGGCUGGAGCGUGCACGCGCCGGGCAACGAUUCGUCCCCAGUGUAUUCGGUCAUCCUGGAGAGCUCGCGGCUGUUCGGGGCGACACAGUCGCGGCCGUUUGUGAUGGAUUUCGGGCCUGGCGCUCGAGAGGAGACGUAUCCGAAGCUCACAAGACCGCCGAAGGAGGACGGGUUGAAGAGGAGGGAUAGCAGCGGCGUUGGGUUCUAUGUUACUCGGUAUGGACAUUCGCGCGCCCAAUAG